Staurois parvus is the source of this 506-nucleotide messenger RNA. The record is from the annotation of a GenBank genome assembly. NCBI's taxonomy places the organism in Eukaryota, Metazoa, Chordata, Amphibia, Anura, Ranidae.
CUAUUCCUCCCACUGACACCAACGAUGGGGCACUAUUACUCCCCACUGACACCAACGAUGGGGCACUAUAUUCCUCCCACUGACACCAACGAUGGGACACAAUUAUUCCUCCCAACUGACACCAAUGAUGGACACUAUUCCUCCCAACUGACACCAACGAUGGGGCACUAAUUCCUCCCACUGACACCAAUGAUGGGGCACUAUUCCUCCCAAACUGACACCAACGAUGGGGUACUAUUCCUCCCACUGACACCAAUGAUGCUGGGGCACUAUUCCUCCCACUGACACCAAUGAUGGGGCACUAUUCCUCCACUGACACCAAUGAUGGGGCAUUAGUUCUCCCACUGACACCAAUGAUGGUGCACUAUUCCUUCACUGAUACCAAUGAUGGGUCGAGGACUAUUCCUUCCACUGACACCAAUGAUGGGGCACUACAUUCCUCUCCAAUUACAUCAACAAUGUAUGGGACACUAUUCCUCCCACUGACAUACCAAUGUAAUGGGGCA